GCGUCAUAAAGGCGCGGCAUCGCCUAUUGCCCGGUAGACGUCAGAGAUGUGCGCCCAGGGAAUCUUUCGGUCUGACCUGGAGGCACUUAGUGGAGGAUGGGAGAUGCCGAUCUGUAAAGGAAAGGAGGACACUCGGAUCGCUAAUGCAGAAAAGCCAGGACAGCUCAGAGACCCGGUGCUCCACCGGCACCCAGACUGACUGCAUGCAGGGCCACGUUCCAAGACUUUCAAAAGUCAAUUUAUUCACACUAAUGAGCCUCUGGAUGGAGAUUUUCCCUUCUGACGAACAUGACAGACCAAAAAAGAAAUCCCAGACUAAAAAGACUGGCCUUGUCGUGGUUUUAAACAUGAGGAUAGUUGGGCUACACUGUUCCAGCGAGGAUCUGCACGCAGGACAAAUCGCAGUCAUUAAACAUGGCUCCAAACUCAAAGACUGUGAUCUUUACUUCUCCAGAAAGCCUUGUUCAGCCUGUUUAAAAAUGAUUGUCAAUGCGGGUGUCAAUAGAAUUUCCUACUGGCCGUCAGACCCUGAAAUGAGUUUACAGCAGGAGUUCCUAGAUCCCACAAGUAAUGGAGAUGCAAAGCUUGAUGCCAAAGCCGUUGAAAGGCUGAAGUCAAACAGCCGCGCUCAUGUCUGUGUCUUGCUGCAGCCGCUAGCGUGCUACAUGGUACAGUUUGUAGAAGAAACAUCCUUGAAAUGUGAUUUUAUUCAGAAGAUUGAAAAGAAACAGCCUCUUUUAAGCACAGGGUUGUUUUAUGAGUACAGGCAAGAGAGGAUGAAGGAGUUUGAAACCCGCUUUUUAAUCUCCAGCGAGGAAACACACAAGGACAUCCUGAGAUUAAUGGGGCUGGAAAAUCUCUGUGAGAAUCCAUAUUUUGUUAGUUUAAGGCAGAACAUGAAGGAACUUGUUCUCAUUUUAGCCACAGUGGCAUCUAGCGUUCCCAGUUGCUGUGACUUUGGCUUCUACCUCAAUGACCCUCAGGUGAAAAGUGAAUUGAGUCUCUGCCAAGGAAAGGCAUUGCACUGUAUAAUUCAAGCUCGACUUCUGGCUUAUCGAGCAGAGGAUCACAAGAUUGGUGUUGGUGCAGUUAUAUGGGCAGAACGUAAACAUGGUGCAGUAGAUUGUGAUGGCACAGGUUCCCUCUACUUCCUUGGUUGUGGCUACAAUGCCUUUCCAGUGGGCUCUGAAUAUGCUGAUUUUCCUCAUAUGGAUGACAAGCAAAAGGACCGGGAAAUUCGGAAGUUUCGAUAUAUUAUUCAUGCUGAGCAAAAUGCAAUAACUUUCAGGUGCAACGAGAUCAAACCAGAGGAGAAAACCAUGAUCUUUGUGACUAAGUGCCCUUGUGACGAGUGUGUUCCUUUGAUCAAAGGGGCAGGAAUCCAGCAGAUAUAUGCAGGGGAUAUGGAUAUUGGCAAAAAGAAAGCUGAUAUAUCCUACAUGAAGUUUGGGAAGCUUACAGGAGUUAGCAAAUUCACCUGGCAGCAAAACCCACAGAGCUUACUGUUGGCCAACCAGGCGGGUGAUGGAACUGAAAAAAAUUGCUUUUGCAGACGGGGUUUGAACGAAGUCAUGAGGCUCAUGGGGGAAGACCUGCAUUAAAUCAUACAGAACUGUUACCCAGAGCCAUUGACUGAA
This is a messenger RNA of Xenopus laevis (African clawed frog), 1637 nucleotides long. RefSeq names its product cytidine and dCMP deaminase domain containing 1 S homeolog (gene cdadc1.S). The record is from RefSeq and is a predicted model, not a curated record. Gene Ontology annotation, cellular component: cytoplasm. The coding region runs from base 144 to 1601 and encodes 485 amino acids. Gene Ontology annotation, molecular function: dCTP deaminase activity; zinc ion binding; dCMP deaminase activity. The transcript is spliced from 9 exons. NCBI's taxonomy places the organism in Eukaryota, Metazoa, Chordata, Amphibia, Anura, Pipidae.